Meloidogyne enterolobii is the source of this 1286-nucleotide messenger RNA. The record is from the annotation of a GenBank genome assembly. Lineage: Eukaryota; Metazoa; Nematoda; Chromadorea; Rhabditida; Meloidogynidae.
AUGGACGGCCUUUUGCAUCGUUGUGAAUGUUUUUUGAUAGCCAACAAAAUGCCCUUCCUCGAAAAACUUUGGCUUGCUGACCGUUACCAACUUAGUCGUCUUUUGGCACUUCUCCUUAAAGAGCUUCGUCCAAAUACACACAAACUUGAUUUAAGCGGGCCUAGAUAUUCGAGUCUUUCGGACCGUGUAAAGGUUUUGCUUCUUGAGAGAAUGCAUGGAUCACCAGCACCAGAAGAACUCCCCGAACCUCCUAUCGAUAUGGAGCACAUGUUAAGUCCAAGUGAUUUGAAUUUUGCCUCUGUCCGUGCAAAGACUGGAAGGGCUUAUCACGUUAAUCCAUAUUAUGUUGCCGCUUGGUCUACACUUUUCCAAGAAAGAUUUUGUAAUGGAAUAGGUGUUGGUGGGGAUGAUGAUUUAAUUUAUUGCCCUUGUUCGAAUGAAGAACUUAAAUAUUUUUUAAUGGCUAUAUAUCCGCCACAAUUAAGAAUAACUGAAUCAAACAUUGCCCCAAUAUUGAUGGCUGCCUGCAAAUUAGAAUCUCAUGGAUUACUGCGAAAAUGCGCUACAAUUUUGCUUAGUUCACAAACACAGUUAAGCGUUUUUGUAAGACUUUCUCUGCUCGAUCGCUGCCGAUUACAAGAACUGCUUGAACAGUGUAUGCAAAUGGUCCAAAGAGCCGAGGAUAUUAUGGAAAUGACGCAACAACAGACGUACGAAUGUCUUUCAACACGCGCAAAAAGUGCAAUGAUGGAUCGUUUUGCACAGCUUGUAAAUAUUCAAGGGAUUCAACAAUUUCCCUUACAAUUAACUAUACACAUUUGUACAAAAUGUAAAUCUCAGUUCAGUUGUUCGGAAAUAGCUUGGCAAUGCAGCCAAUGCAAAACUUUCGUCUCUUCAUCUUUACUCGCAGAAUUAAGCGGGGUUGGAAGACAGAAUCGUCAAGGUUCCCAAUCAGGAAUCAAUCCUUCCCCCCAACCAAUAAAUACAUCUCCGUCUCACACACAACAAUAUGGACGUAAUAUCGUUUCAUCACGUCGAUAGAAAUUUUAUUUUUAGAAAAUUAUGAAUAAAUAUAGUAUGUAGAAUUUUUGCUUUUAGCGUAGAAAAUCUGUGUUUAAAGUUUGCGUUAUAAUAAUAAACAACUGUUGGUCUCUAUAAUUUACUUUUAGAUUUGAUUUCCUACAUAGGUCACAUUUCUCCUGAUCUUUUAACCCUUUUUGGCUAGUCGGUCUUUUAACCACAUUUACCGGAAUCGGUCUUUUAACCACUCGGUCUUUUGUGUUUGG